GUACACAAGUUGGUAUUUAAAGUUGGUCUCCCUAGCAUCACCCGUAAGUAAAAGACCUUCUCCGCCUUUCUUCUCUGUCGGCAGCUCUCCUUUCCCAAACUCCCACCGGCCCAUCAAAACAACCACAGCCACCAUUUUCUCUCUCCCCUUCUCACUCUCUCUCAACGACUCUCAUCUGAACCCUACCAAUUGCAAAUUCGAAUGUUCCAAAAUCUAACCAAAUCGUCAUCAAGACGUAAAAAUUCCACGGGAAACACUAACCCAUAAUCAGGAUCAACCACAGAGAGAGAGAGAGAGAGAGAGAGAGAGAGAGAGAGAGAGAGAGAGAGUGAGUGAGAGAGAAGCUUGAAUUUCGGCUGGGCUUUCUUUGAGCAAACUUAUGUUAUAUAGAGCAUGAUGUUAAUGGUUUGAGAUAAUCGAGAGAGAGAGAGAGAUGGCAUGGAGGUUAAUUCACCAAGAUGCUCUGCCAGUCGCAGCCAUGCUGACAGUGGAAUGCACCAACGUGGGCUUAAACGUCUUAUUCAAGGCAGCCACCUCAAAAGGGCUAAGCUACUAUGUCUUCAUCGUCUACUCUAAUAUAAUUGCCACUCUGGUUCUCCUCCCUCUGUUUUUCAUCUUUCGCAGAACAGGGCUUCCUUCAUUCAACCUCUCUCUGCUCUCCAAAAUUUUCCUCCUCGGACUGAUUGGGUUUUUGGCUGAUAUUUGUGGAUAUAAAGGUCUAAAUUACAGCUCACCAACUCUAUCUUCAGCCAUGAGCAACCUCACUCCAGCAUUUACCUUCAUCCUUGCCGUCUUCUUCAGGAUGGAAAAGCUAGCCUUGAGAAGCUCUAGCACUCAAGCCAAAAUCAUGGGCACUUUGGUAUCAAUAUCAGGUGCACUCGUAGUGGUUCUUUACAAGGGCCCUACAAUUUUAUCCACUGCAUCUACAGUUUUAUCCCCUCCAUCUGCAGUUUUAGGCACGUCAGAAAAAAAUUGGGUUGUUGGAGGGCUACUACUUGCUGUUCAGUACCUCCUGUCCUCAACCUGGUAUAUCCUUCAGACCCAUGUCAUGAAGACGUACCCGGCAGAGAUAGUUUUGGUCUUCUUAUUCAACUUGUGUGGGACAAUUAUAUCGGCUCCAGUAUGUUUAAUUGCAGAAACAAACUUGAGUGCCUGGAGACUAAGGCCUGGCAUAGCAUUGGUCGCCAUUAUAUGCUCGGGAUGCCUUGGCUCAUCUUUCAGCUCCCUUGUGCACACAUGGGGCCUGCACUUGAAAGGGCCUGUGUUUAUAUCAAUCUUCAAGCCAUUGUCAAUUGCCAUUGCUGCUGCUUUCAGUGUCAUAUUCCUUGGUGAUGCCCUCUCUCUUGGGAGUGUUGUUGGAGCUAUAAUACUUUCCAUGGGCUUUUAUGCUGUGAUAUGGGGUAAAGCAAAGGAAGACGAAACGAGUGAAGACUGCCGCUUUGAAAGCUCGAGAGCCUUACCCAUUGCUCUUGGAAAAACCCCUUUGUUGGAAAGCCACAAAGUUGAAAAUAUGUAAAAGAAAAUUGUGUACAGUCUACAGAGAUGAAUACAACUACCAAAAUACAUAUGAGUCCACUUUUUCUGGUA
Molecule: messenger RNA, 1587 nt
Organism: Prunus persica (peach)
Lineage: Eukaryota; Viridiplantae; Streptophyta; Magnoliopsida; Rosales; Rosaceae
Product: WAT1-related protein At5g40230
Exons: 7
Coding region: 434-1516 (360 amino acids)
Cellular component (GO): plasma membrane
Molecular function (GO): transmembrane transporter activity
Source: RefSeq, a predicted model, not a curated record